This is a messenger RNA of Pieris macdunnoughi, 2802 nucleotides long. The record is from the annotation of a GenBank genome assembly. Lineage: Eukaryota; Metazoa; Arthropoda; Insecta; Lepidoptera; Pieridae.
AUGAAACAGAGCCAACAAGUAGCUUCAGAAUGCAAUGAAAAUUAUAUGGAAGUUACGUACGAUUUAGCUAUCGCCAAAAUCGCAUUGCAGAUUCAAAGUAUGGAAAAACCACGAUUCGAUAACUUAUUCAUUCAUUUUGGAUCAUUUCACAUCAUGAUGGCAUAUUUUAAAGCAGUAGGAAAGUUUAUCGACGGUUGCGGAAUUACGAAUGUGAUGUUGAAUAGCGAGAUUCUUGCGAGCGGCUCCAUAAAUAGUUUUAUAACUGGUAAACACUUCAACAGGUGCAAACGGUUACAUACUCUUUUGUCUUUGGCUCUCCAAACUCUCCAUUUUGAAAAAUUCGCUAAUGAUCGGAGCAUAGAAAUAACUGAUGAAAUGAAGAAAUACUUGUCAGAUUUCAUGACAGAAAAAUCAGUCAAUCCAACGGUUACGCGAGAAGAUUUAGUUGAUUGUUUUGAAAAAUAUGAAGAGUAUAAACAACAAACACUCAAUGGAAAGUAUGGAAAAACUUCGCAAUUUUAUAUGAUUUAUAUAAAUUUGAUUGAACAUUAUUUUAUGCUAUGCAGAAGUAUUCGAACAGCCAACCUCGAUCUUUUUAGAUUUGUUUUACCUAAAAUUGCAAAUCUCUUUUUCACUUUCAAUCAACCAAAUUAUUCACGUUAUACCGUGAUAUAUCACGAUAAAUUGAUGAAAGUUCACGAAACUCACCCAGGGUUGCAGUUGCAACUCGCAAGGGGAUCGUUUGGAGUUAGAAGAACGGACAAAUCCUUCUCCAGACAGCCUAUCGAUUUGACGUUAGAGCAAACCAUAAAUGCAGAUGCUGCAAAUAAAUUGACCGGAAUAAUGCAUACUACGAAUUCAAUUUCGGCUCGUCAACGUUGGUGCAAAAGCCACAGCAUUCGCUCAACAAUUAUCAGCCAUAUUAUGGAGCAAACAGGAUUGAAAAAGUCUCAAGACAUUACUGCUGACCUGGAGAAGAGUAGAAUAAAAAGAAAUUCGCUACAGCUCGAAAAUGUUGUUUCUAACAUCAAACAAAACAUCAAUCCCUUUUCAAAUGAUUUAGACAAAAGUUUGUUGUAUAAUAUUUCAACAGGUCAAGCAAUACAACCGAACAUUGAACAAUUUUUGCUGAAUGUAGAGAAUCUUGGAAAUGAGUUGCGAGAACAAUUUAUAAAAGAAUGUUCUGAAGAUGCAGAAAGAUUUGAAAAGGCGAUAAAAAGGAACAAAAUUUUGACCUUCGUGGAUGCAGUGCCGAAGAAAAAAUUAGCCAUUUCUGGUAAAUUAAUAGAAGUUCGCAUGCAACGCGACUUAUUUGCACAGUUGCUUUUAAUUUCUCUGGAGCAAACGUUAAACAUUGAUAAAGUUCUGUCGUAUCCACUAACACCAGUUCCCUUAGCUAUGUGCCAUGCAGAUGGGAUAAUUUGUAAAACGGAUAAAUCAGUUUUAUUAAAAAUACUCGAAAAAGAAACUGACAGCAACACACCACAAAGAUGCGACGUACUUAUUUAUGAUGGCUUUUUUAUGCUCCAUGCAUUUCAAGACGUUCCAUCUACAUUUGGGAAUAUUUCAAAGAAACUAAUACAAAUGUUCACGAAUAAUCAUGCGCGCAUUAUUAUAGUUGCAUUUGAUCGUUAUUUUUCGCCAUCGAUUAAAGAUAUCGAGCAUUUGUUAAGAGGCAGGGUUAGAGGUCAACAGUACCGUAUAAAUGGGCCCGAUCAAGUACGCCCAGCUAAUUUUGCGAACGAAUUGAAAAAGAUGUAUUUCAAAGCAGCCCUAGUGGAAUUUCUUUGUGACCACUGGGGAAAUAAUUAUAUGGCGAGCUACAUAGGCAAUAAGACAAUUUAUAUCAACUACGAGUUUUGUUAUAAAUAUGAAGUACAGAAUAAUGAAGUUCUACGAACCCUCGAUCACAAUUUAUCUUGUCCGGCUCACGAAGAAGCUGAUACGAAAAUUGUAUUUCACGUUUGUGCGUUAGAUUUCGAUGCUCACGUUACGAUAAGAUGCUCAGACACGGAUAUUUUCGUGAUAAUGCUCGGCAAUAUGAAUGCGAUUGCCAACGAUAUGAAAAUAACUAUGCACAUUGGUUCCGGAAAUUCCCAAAGAUUCGUUAAUAUCACGAAGUUAUAUGAAAAAUUGGGAACCGAUUUGUGCUCUGCGUUGCCAGGUUUUCAUGCCCUCACAGGCUGUGAUUUUAAUCCCGCAUUUUAUAGGAAAGGGAAAAAAAAGCCUUUACAAUUGUUGCGAGAAUCACAGGCGUAUAUGCAAGCGUUGGGGGAUAUCGCGAAUAUUCCGAGUCGUGAAUUAGACGAGGUCUUCAUAACGAUUGAAGAAUUUGUUUGCCGCUUGUACGGGUAUAAAUCGAUAAACGAUGUCAACGCUACACGCGUUGCUACCUUCGCGAAAAAUUAUCAAAUUAAUGAGAAAAACGACGUGCUCAAGUGGAAAAGCCGUAUUGACGGGGCGAUCUUCCCGCCAUGUAAAUCCGAGCUACGCCAGCAUUUACUGCGCACGUCAUACAUAGCGCACAUUUGGAGCCAUGCUCACCUUCAAGAUCCAUCUCAAUUAUCUCCCACGGACUGGGGAUGGGAAGAAAACGACGACAAAUAUGUCUUCAAAUGGUUCGAAGGAGAUCAAGUACCCCUGUCAGUCACCAGUAUAACGGAUAGCAGCGAAAAUAUUGGCGAUGACGGUGAAGAGAAUCGAGGUCAAGAACUCGAUCAAGACGAAGAGAACGAUGUCCUGCAGGACAGUUCGGCCGAUGAUUCGUCAGACAACGAUGAUGAUAGCGAUACCAACGAAUAA